Zingiber officinale is the source of this 1984-nucleotide messenger RNA. Its product is annotated as probable protein phosphatase 2C 38. The transcript is spliced from 5 exons. Bases 265 to 1383 code for a protein of 372 amino acids. Gene Ontology annotation, molecular function: cation binding; protein serine/threonine phosphatase activity. The record is from RefSeq and is a predicted model, not a curated record. NCBI's taxonomy places the organism in Eukaryota, Viridiplantae, Streptophyta, Magnoliopsida, Zingiberales, Zingiberaceae. Gene Ontology annotation, biological process: protein dephosphorylation.
GCCCUCGCCCCCGCACAUCGGCCCUUGCGAGAGCGGAGACAGGAAACCCCACCGCCGACGGCCGACCGCAACCCCGCGCUCGUGGAAGCCUUCUCUUCUUCCGUUUUCCCCGUAUCCGGCCACAUUCAACGGACCUAUCUCGGCGUCGGUCUCCCCGUUGCGGUCGGAGGCGCGCCAAUCGUUCGAGGUCGAUCCCUAUCUGGCCGUUGCCGUCUAGUCGUCGUGACCCUGCUGGUGGUAGUGGACGUGAAGGAGUAGUGAAGCAUGGUCGCGUUGAUGAGGAUCGUGAUCUCCUGCUGGAAGCCGGAGGUCCGGGAUGGUGGAUCGGUCGGCCGCGACGACCGCCUCCUCUGGUACAAGGAUCUCGGCCGCCACUCCGUCGGGGAGUUUUCCAUGGCGGUGUCGCAGGCGAAUAAUAUUCUGGAAGACGGAAGCCAAAUCGAGUCGGGCCCGCUGAGCUGGAGGGAGGGCACUUGCGGCACGUUCGUCGGGGUCUACGAUGGGCACGGCGGACCGGAGACGUCGCGGUACAUCACGGAGCAUUUAUUUGCUAACCUCAAAAGGUUUGCAUCAGAACAAGAAGGUAUUUCAGUAGAUGUCAUAAGGAAGGCAUUUUCAGCCACAGAAGAGGGUUUUAUCUCUAUUGUAAGAAAGCAGUGGCUCAAUAAGCCUCAGAUUGCCUCUGUUGGUUCAUGUUGUUUGGUCAGUAUCAUAUCUGGUGGUAUGCUUUAUGUGGCAAAUGUUGGAGAUUCACGUGCGGUACUAGGAAGAAUCGAGCGAGGUAUUAGAGAGGUUACAGCAGUACAAAUGUCCGCAGAGCACAAUGCGAGUUUUGAAUCUGUGAGGGAGGAAUUGCAUUCAUUGCAUCCCAAUGAUCCUCAGAUAGUUGUUUUGAAGCACAAAGUUUGGCGUGUGAAAGGCCUUAUACAGGUUUCAAGAUCUAUCGGAGAUGCAUAUCUAAAAGAUGCAGAGUUUAACUGUGAGCCUUUAAUCUCCAGAUUCCGUCUUCCUGAGCCCUUCCACAAACCGAUCCUUAGUCCUGAACCAUCAAUAGUAACGCAUAAACUUUCUCCUGAAGAUCAAUUUUUGAUUUUCGCAUCAGAUGGUCUAUGGGAGCAUCUGAGUAAUCAAGAGGCUGCGAAUAUGAUUCACAACUCGCCACGGAAUGGCAUUGCAAGAAAACUUGUCAAAACCGCACUGCAAGUGGCAGCAAAGAAACGAGAGAUGAGUUACCAGGACCUGACCAAGAUUGAUCGCGGAGUCAGGAGACAUUUUCAUGAUGAUAUCAGUGUUAUAGUCUUAUUUCUCGAUCCUAAUCUGAUAAGCCAAAACUUCCAUCAUGGUCCUGUGCUUUCACUGAAAGGAGCUGGUGUUCCUGUCUAAGCAAACAUUAGUGGAGCGGUUCCAGAUGCUUCAUCCUGGGCCUCCUUAGAACUGAUUCAAAAAUUUCCCUUACUCUACUAGCACGAAUCUGUUUUCAGGUCGUCACAUAAUUUUAGUAAUCCAAGGCGAGAAGGAUAGCAUGGAAGGAAUAACAUUUUUUUAUCUAACUUGAUAACCUGCAGUUUUGCACUGGAUAUAGAUAACUUUUAGCUAUUACAUAACUCUCUGGUUUGCCUUGACAGUGAAAAAGGCCGGCUUUAAAUGUGUCAAAAUCUUGUCCCAAGUCAGCCUUUUCACUCCAGUGUGGCUGUUUCCAGCUUUUCGUCAUUCUUUUCCUCUGGAAGGAAGUAUUAGCAUGAUGGUGAGACGAUGAAGCUGGAUCCAGCAUCGUAGUUUUAUCGUCUUUCCUCCCAUUUGUGAUAAAGAUAAUAAAAGCAUUUGAUAUAGCAUCCAUCGUUAGGCAAGUUGUUUCAUCAUCACAUAUUCGGAUCAACAAGUAUUUCCAUGCCUUCUAGUAAAUGCCUGUAAUAAUCCAAAAGCAAAUUUGUAAAGCAGCCCUUGAAUAAGAUAAGAACAACACCAUGUCAAUAAUUUUUUAUUA